GCCAGGUUUUCGUUGGAUUUUCCGACAUUCAUCACAUUUUCAGGACUGUUACAUUGCUUGGCUCUUGCCCGAUUGCGAGCUAGGGAACUGUGUCCGCGAAACGACGUUUUUCCCGACCUUCCUCGGUACCAUCGUCCAUCCCUUUUUCGUCGGUUCCUACCCUCGAACCUCCCCCCCCCCCUCCCCCGCCUCUUUGACGGCGAAAACAGGAACGCUACGAUUGAUCGAUACCUCAAGUUUUCGACGCAUACUUUUAGAGUUUCCAAUCUUGUCUUAUGAAUGGAGAGGAACGUGAGGGAAACCUAGCUAUUUGUCCUCAGCCCGGCUUGUCACGGUGCCCGCCCUGGGAAGACACCCCUGCCUUGAACUUAAUCAAGCCCAAGCAGCUGGGUAAAUUCUGGUUUUUUAUUCGUAGCGGGGUCCGCAUUCGUCUCGGUUGUUUUCAAGGAGGACGCUACCGGUGGCGGGAGCUGCUGCCUUUCCAAGCUCCGUAUUUAACCGUGGGUGCUUGCAAGCUGCUGAGCAGGCAUCUGGGUGUUGCGCGAGCAAGAAGUGACCCUGUUUCACUGCACGUGUCUCUUGUCUGGAGGUCUUUUUUCCUCCAUGUCGCGGUUUCUGAAACUUUAGGUAUUAGCGUGGAUGGCUACCGAGGCGUAGUUCGCGGAAAUCUCUCUGCCGUGUCGGCAGCGCUAAGAGCUAAAGGCAGAUGCGUUGUGGAGAGUGCUUCGUUCUCCGUCGUCUGAAGGCUGCACAGAAGCCUCAUUAUUUCCUCUCCAACUUUUCUGUUAAUCUCCUUGUCAUUGCUUUUUCCGUCUGGCGUUUGUUGGCGAAUCUCCAGGGUGUCCGUGUGCAGGUAGCGUUUCCCCGAAAAUGGAUCGAGGGAAGCGUCUGUCUCUGGAUGUGCCAGUCCCGUUUCUUUUUACUUCGGCUUCCUCGUUUACGGUCUAGGGUGAGAAGAGCGUCCUUGCUCUUUCAACCCGCAUUUCCAAGCUCGUCCAGGACGCCGCAUCGCGGGUGAGCUGCCGUAAGGAAGCCUCCCGCGUGCUUACUCUUGGCUUUUCGCGCUGGAAUUUCUCGCCGAAGUCUGUCUGCCUCGAGUCUUUUGUUUCCCUCGCCGUUCUUGCAUUUAUGUUGCGCACUUCCUCGGCCGUUCGUCCUUUUCCGAUCGAAGGGAAUGGCAGCCUCUGGGUGGAUGCGCUCGGAGUCGCGCAGCCACAUGUCAGUUCCCUUCCCCUCAAGUAGCCGCUCGCCGUUUUCGCGUCCGUCUGCAGGGUUACACACAGGCUCGUGCAGGCAGCGUCUGCUCCAGUCUCUCCACGGCAUCUUCUUUUCUUGUCGAUUCCUGUUCAGUCUCCUUCUCCAGGGAUGCGAGCGCAGCAGCCAAACUGCGAGAGCCGCUCUCAGCUCCUGCUGCGGCGGACUCAGCCGCGCAUUUGCGGAUGUGGGCUGGAACGGGUGGCCGUGGGGAUCGGACGGACUCUUUGACGAAGGGCUCGCGGAAAUCUCGACUUCUGGAAGUGGCGAAGAACGCAAGAAAGGGAGCCCACCGUGUCGCCUGCGUUUGCUGCUCUGUGGUCCGAGACAGGCUGGGAAAACUGCGUUGCUCUAUCGGCUGAAAAUCGGAGGAUUCAUUCCUACUGUGCCCUCGAUGGGUGCCCAACGGGAAGAAUUCUCUGUCACGCUCGACGUGCAUCGCCCUGCGUCGGGCACUGCGGCGCUUCAAUCUCCGGGCGUUAAGGAAAAAGCAAAGUUUUCCGCGAGGAAAGGGCGAGAUCUUCUGAAGGCGAAGCCGCGCGUCUCCGAAGAUCCAGGAGCUCUCGAACGCGCCUGCAGCGCCACCCUUCUAGAGGAAGGCUUCAUGAGUGGAGCAGACGCGGCUGGAGGCGGGCAACAACAGGCCCCGGAACCUGAGCAGUCAGAACCUGCGAGUCUCUGCACAGUGGAAAGACGAAAGUGCUCUCUCCUUGUUUGGGACCUCGCGGGUGGCGAUGGCAUUGAAACGCGGUGGAGAGCCAUGCAGGAGACGUGCGACGGCGUGGUGUUCGUUCUCGACAGCACUCUGUUCACGGGGCUGGAGAAAUCUCCGGUGAAACAGCGCGCACUAGAAGAUGCGCGGCGGGAUCUCCUAGCUCUGUUUUACGAGGAGUACUUCGUCCUACACAAGAGCGUCAGAUUUUUGUUCUUUGCUAGCAAACAGGAUCUUCGGAGCGCAGCGCCUGCCUCGCAGGUCCUGGAACUCUUGGAUUUGCCAGUCGACCUUCAGGAAAGGUUGCAUGUCAUGCCCUGUAGUGCGGUGUCGGGCGAAGGCCUCCUAAAGGGUUUGGAGUGGCUUGCGAGUAGCGCCCACUGCUCCUGCUUCUCUGGUGGAAAUGACGAGGAGUGCAGAUCGACGGUCGACAGUUCCUGGAUUUCCGCGUCCUCCGUUUCUAAGCCACCUGCCCCGGUGGCACCGCACCCAGAUCGCACAUCCAGCGAUGGACGAGGCAAUUCUCCGCGGAGCAAAGGGUGGAACUACGGUCAGAAUAGCCGGACCUGCACUAAAGGGCCCUCUCCCUUUGUCACGGAAGCGCAUGCUGCAGGGCCGACUGACGCAGCGGUGGCGACAGAGAGGCCGGAGGGCUCUGCCGAGUGGACGGAACUCGAGGCAAAGAAAGCUGCGGGAACAGAUGUGGCGAUUCAUGGUAAAGUCAAAGGCGUAUGCAACGGGGACGCGGCAGUAAUUGAUUUGUUAACGGACAGGCAGGAGCUCAGAAACCCCGUGGGCUUGCCCCGAGAGAAAAGUCAACAGGGUCCUCAUAUGUCUGUGGAGUUUCACUGGUGAAGCUGUUUUUUACUCAAGGCGAAAAGGCACAGAGACUUCUGGCGCUUGAGAUUUGUCUUACCGCGCAAAGUCUUAUAAGGAAAAAUUCUGUGACGGCGGGGGCGACGUCGGGCGGAGUGUCCAAUUGCCGGUUGAGGCGGAUGAGAGAAUAACGUUUUUUCGAAGGCUGUGUCAGGCCCUUCCAAAGCGCGCAGGGAGCGACGGUAGUAUUUAGUAUGUGCGUCAGUUUCAAACCGAAAUGCGGCUGUGAAGGGCACUGAAAUGCAGUCUGAACAAAGGGUAUGUUGACGCGAACAGUGCUUUUUUGUUUGAGCGUGGAGCAUGGGAGUGAAGGUGCUUGCUAGUAGGAGACCAACUGUACAAGAUUCGACGUUUAGAAAACGCACCUCCUCCUAUGACACUCUAGAACUGCAAGCAAACCCGCUUGGGAUAAGGGUAUAAAAAGGGGCAAUCGUGAGUCUGUGCCCACGCUUGUUGGAACAUACUGACUUCACAAAGCGGGUGGAAGACAUCCAACUGAAAGCCGUUCAGAAAGCUCCAUCACGACUCUCCGAGAGCGUUCUCGUGGCGGAAUGGAGUGGUCGCCG
Toxoplasma gondii ME49 is the source of this 3408-nucleotide messenger RNA. RefSeq lists its product as hypothetical. Gene Ontology annotation, molecular function: GTP binding; GTPase activity. Gene Ontology annotation, cellular component: cytoplasm. The transcript is spliced from 5 exons. Bases 1175 to 2821 code for a protein of 548 amino acids. NCBI's taxonomy places the organism in Eukaryota, Apicomplexa, Conoidasida, Eucoccidiorida, Sarcocystidae. The record is from RefSeq and is a predicted model, not a curated record.